Messenger RNA from Trichomonas vaginalis G3, 1257 nucleotides. Its product is annotated as protein tyrosine/serine/threonine phosphatase protein. The record is from RefSeq and is a predicted model, not a curated record. Lineage: Eukaryota; Parabasalia; Trichomonadida; Trichomonadidae. The coding region runs from base 1 to 1257 and encodes 418 amino acids. Gene Ontology annotation, biological process: protein dephosphorylation; microtubule cytoskeleton organization; regulation of exit from mitosis. Gene Ontology annotation, molecular function: protein tyrosine/serine/threonine phosphatase activity. The transcript has a single exon.
AUGAUCAACAAAAAAAUCAUACAGAUGAUACCAAUUAUUGAAGACAGACUCGAAUUUUCAAUUCUAGAACUAGAACCAAGAAAUAUAGGCAAAUAUUUCUACUUUACGAUUGAUGAUAUUCAAGAAUUUCAGUACAUACCUAUAUAUGAGGAUUUUGGUCCACCUUCAUUGGUUCAAAUCGUCGAGUUCAUUAGAUAUGUUGAAAAUUUGCUCGAAAAACAUCAAGAAGUUUUACAUUUUUAUACUUGCCCAAAUAUUCAAUUAAGAUCUAAUGCCUUUAUGUAUAUCAUGGCUUUUAGAAUGUUUCACUUGCGUCUUACUCCCCAACAAACUAUUGAACCAUACAAAUAUAUUACAUAUAAAUUUUAUCCUUUUAGAGAUGCAUCAAUGCUACCAUCUACAUUUGAUCUAACUCACUUAGAUGUACUCUGUGGUCUAUUCAAAGCUGUUUCUCUUAAGUGGCUUAAUAUUAACGAUUUUGAUUCAGUUGAAUUUCAAAGAAUGAAAGAAAUUUCCGAAGGUGAUAUGAGCUGGAUAAUACCAAAGCGACUUAUUGCAUGUGCAACCCCAUACAGCCACUCUCCGAUUUCUGGCGGAAUUAACGUUGUUACACCGGAAACGGCCAUUCCUAAGUUUGAACAAUUAGGUGUUCAUCGAAUAAUUAGACUUAAUAAGCAAUUUUACGAUUCUCAGAUAUUUAAAGAUGCAGGGUUUAUUCAUAAUGAAUUAUAUUUCGAUGAUGGAACGGUUCCUCCAAAGAAUAUCAUUGAAAAGUUCUUUGACUUGAUGAGUGAUGACUCAGAAAUAGUUGCUCUCCAUUGCAAAGCAGGACUUGGGCGCACCGGCACCUUAGCAGCGUGUUAUUUGAUCAGAAAGUUCGAUUUUACUCCACGCGAAGCAAUAGCUUGGAUAAGGAUAUGCAGGCAAGGGAGUAUUGUCGGCCCUCAACAAGAAUUUCUCCUAAAAUUUGAUCAACAAAAAAUUGUACCUCCAAAACCUCCUUCUACUCCUCGAAGCAGGAACCCUAGGAAUAGCUUUAAUAACUCUAAGGGAUAUUAUCUUGGUUCUGUAUUCCCGGAUUUAUAUAAGAAUGCAACCAAGAGAAGAUACUUAGAAACUGCUAAAUCUUCAAGAAUUCCUCAAACUGCACGAGGUCCUUAUAGAUCUCCUUUUCAAAAUGUGGCAAUGAGAACUGCCCCUUCUUCACCACGCAACAAACGAGGAUUUAACUACGCAGAGCUUGCUUUUGAUGUUUAA